AUGUUAAAAAGAGAAAGGUUUUUGCUUGAGCUUAAAAUUAUAGCUGAAUAUAAAGUCGAAAGAAAAAAAAAUUCUGAAAAGAUCAUUUUUUAUCCUUUCUACGUCUCUAGAAUAAUAAAAGAUUGUAAAGAAGGAACAGCUAUUUAA
Vairimorpha ceranae is the source of this 147-nucleotide messenger RNA. RefSeq lists its product as hypothetical. NCBI's taxonomy places the organism in Eukaryota, Fungi, Microsporidia, Nosematidae. The record is from RefSeq and is a predicted model, not a curated record. The transcript has a single exon. Bases 1 to 147 code for a protein of 48 amino acids.